Molecule: messenger RNA, 435 nt
Organism: Carica papaya (papaya)
Lineage: Eukaryota; Viridiplantae; Streptophyta; Magnoliopsida; Brassicales; Caricaceae
Source: RefSeq, a predicted model, not a curated record
AUGGCUAGAGGUGGUGAUUCUAGCAACCCCCAAUUAGAUUCUUCCACCGCUCACAAUCCGCAAGCUGAUCAAGCUGCAAUGAGUGACAACAUUCAUAACCCCUUCUUCCUCCACAGUGGUGAUCAUCCGGGAUUAAUCCUGGUCACCCACGUCUUGAAUGGAAACAACUACAACACUUGGAAGCGUGCGAUGCGGAUUGCGUUGAACGCGAAGAACAAGCUGGGCUUCAUAGAUGGUUCGGUGCCACAACCCGACAGUAAAGACUCCAUGGCAGGGGCAUGGUCUCGCUGCAACUCCAUUGUGAUUUCAUGGCUUCUCAAUGCAGUCGCGAAGGACAUCGGGGAUAAUCUGCUUUAUCUUGAAAAUGCUCAAGCUAUUUGGUUCGAUUUACAGCAUAGAUUUCAACAAAGCAAUGCACCAAGAAUAUUCCAGUGA